This is a messenger RNA of Caenorhabditis sp. 36 PRJEB53466, 364 nucleotides long. The record is from the annotation of a GenBank genome assembly. NCBI's taxonomy places the organism in Eukaryota, Metazoa, Nematoda, Chromadorea, Rhabditida, Rhabditidae.
AUGAAUGCGGAGAAGAACUACACUCGCAUCAUGACGUACAAGGUGUUCGAGAACAUGACGACUCAGGAGUGGACUCACAACAGCAUUUCCAAAUUCACCAAGUACCAACCGCAAUUGGACGUGUUCCUAGUGCAAUACAAUGAUCUAAAGGUAUAAAACACGCGCUGAUGAACUAUUUUAAGAUGUACAGAGAGUGGCCCUUGUGUCGGGAACGGAACUCAACAACUGUGAGACUGACGAAACGGACUGCCCGGAAUAUGCGUACGACGACAUCAACACCAUCUUCUACUUUAUGUGUUGGGACAAGUCGAAGAACAAAAAUGGAUUCUAUGGCGAUUAUAUUUGUGAAGAGAAGCUAACUUGA